GAUAAUCGACCAGAACAGGUACACAAGCGGAGCUCGCUUCCGAAUUCUUAUUGGCAAUGCCGAUCACCAGCAUCGCCGUAGGGACGCCGGCGGAGGCGGUCCACCGGGAAACGCUCAAGGCCGCGCUCGCCGAGUUCAUCUCCACCCUCAUCUUCGUCUUCGCCGGCGAGGGCUCCGGAAUGGCUUUUAAUAAGCUUACAGACGAUGGAUCGACGACGCCGGCGGGUCUCGUGGCGGCGUCCCUCGCCCACGGCUUCGCCCUCUUCGUGGCUGUCUCCGUCAGCGCCAACAUCUCCGGUGGGCACGUCAAUCCGGCCGUCACCUUCGGCGCCUUCCUCGGCGGCAACAUCUCUAUGCUCCGGGGGAUCCUCUACUGGAUCGCGCAGUGUCUCGGCUCCGUCGCCGCCUGUCUCCUCCUCAAGUUCGCCACCGGCGGUCUGGAGACGUCGGCGUUCUCUCUGUCGGCGGGCGUCAGCUCUUGGAAUGCUGUGGUGCUGGAGAUCGUCAUGACGUUCGGGCUGGUGUACACGGUGUACGCAACGGCCGUGGACCCCAAGAAGGGAAACCUCGGCGUCAUCGCGCCCAUCGCCAUCGGCUUCAUCGUGGGGGCCAACAUCUUGGCCGGUGGCGCCUUUGACGGCGCGUCCAUGAACCCGGCCGUCUCCUUCGGCCCGGCGGUGGUCAGCUGGACCUGGACCCACCACUGGGUCUACUGGGCCGGACCGCUCAUCGGCGCCGCCAUCGCCGCCCUGGUCUACGACGGCGUCUUCAUCGGCCAGACCACCCACGAGCAGCUUCCAACUGCGGAUUUUUAAGUGAUUAUCGAAGGAGUAUCAAUUCGGAUACCAAAUCUGUAUCCAACUAUAUAUUGUUUCUUGAUUCAGUAUUGUGCCAUUUUUUUCUUGUGAAAUAAUAUGAAAUAAAUUUGUGUGUUUUUUU
Zingiber officinale is the source of this 939-nucleotide messenger RNA. Its product is annotated as probable aquaporin TIP1-2. The record is from RefSeq and is a predicted model, not a curated record. Bases 57 to 815 code for a protein of 252 amino acids. Gene Ontology annotation, molecular function: water channel activity. The transcript is spliced from 3 exons. Gene Ontology annotation, biological process: transmembrane transport; water transport. NCBI's taxonomy places the organism in Eukaryota, Viridiplantae, Streptophyta, Magnoliopsida, Zingiberales, Zingiberaceae. Gene Ontology annotation, cellular component: membrane.